AUGACCUGGCAAUUUAAGCUCGCCUCUCAUCUGCGGGCAACUCCGCUGCGAUGCGCUGUUUCCCGGCCGAAUGGUGGUGCCUGGCUGUCGUGCCAUCAGAGCGCCCCGCGCCAUUUGUCCUCCAGGGCAGGCUUACCCGCCAGCUCGGGGCUGAGGGCGCACCCUGACCGCCUCGGCCCGCGUCGUUUGACCUUGGACAACAUCAACCCCCACGUUAAGGCUGCCAAAUAUGCCGUCCGUGGUGAGCUGGCCGUCAAGGCAGAGGAAUAUCGUGUGAAAUUGGAGAAGGGGGACAAGUCGUUGCCAUUUGACAGCGUUAUUUUUGCCAAUAUCGGCAACCCCCAGCAGCUGGACCAGAAGCCCAUCAGCUUCUUCCGUCAGGUCCUCAGUCUUCUCGAAAACCCCACCCUGCUGGAGAACCCCGAGGCUCUUCGUACUACCUUCGGCUACCAGCAGGAUGUUAUUGAGCGGGCCAAGGUGCUUCUUGCGGACGUCCAGAGCGUUGGUGCUUACAGUCACAGCCAGGGUGCCCCCGUCAUCCGUAACAGCGUGGCUAAAUUUAUCGAGCAGCGUGAUGGCUUCCCGGCCAACCCCCAGGACUUGUACCUGACCGGUGGUGCCUCAUCCGGUGUCAGCACUCUUCUCAACAUCAUCUGCGAUGGCCCUAGUGCUGGAAUCCUCGUGCCUAUUCCUCAAUACCCUCUCUACACGGCCACACUCUCUCUCCUAGAUGCCCAGUGCGUUCCUUACCACCUGGAAGAGCACAGGGCCUGGGGUACCGAUGUGAACGCUAUCCGCGAGAACCUGGCGCAGGCCAAGGCUGCUGGCACCGAUGUCCGUGCCAUCGUCGUUAUCAACCCCGGUAACCCGACCGGUGCUUCUCUUAGCGCUGAGGAUAUUAAGGGUGUGCUGGACCUUGCUGCUGAGGAGAAACUGGUGGUGAUCGCGGACGAGGUGUACCAAACCAACGUCUUCACGGGCGAGUUCAUCUCUUUCAAGAAGAGACUUCGUCAGUUGCAGCAGGAAGUGCCCGGAAAGUACGACAAUGUGGAGCUGGCCUCCCUGCACAGUGUUUCCAAGGGCAUGGUUGGUGAGUGUGGUCACCGUGGUGGCUACUUUGAGCUGGUCGGAUUCGACCCUGAGGUCGCGGCUCAGAUCUACAAGUACGUCAGCAUCAUGCUCUGCCCGCCAGUUAUCGGGCAGUGCCUGGUCGAGCUGAUGGUGAACCCUCCUAAGAAGGGCGAGCCCAGCCACGAGGUGUACCAGAAUGAGUACAACGGCAUCCGGGAUGGCCUGAAGAAGCGCGCCUUUGCUUUGUACGAAGCCUUCCAGCGCAUGGAGGGCGUUGAGUGCCAGGAACCCCAGGGCGCCAUGUACCUCUUCCCCACCAUCACCCUGUCCCCUAAGGCCGUUCAGGCCGCCAAGGAUGAGAACCGCGCUGCCGACGAGUUCUACUGCCUCCGUCUGCUCGACGCCACCGGUGUCUGCGUCGUUCCCGGCUCCGGCUUCGGCCAGAAGGAGAACACACUGCACUUCCGCACAACCUUCCUGGCUCCUGGAACGGACUGGGUUGAGCGGAUCGUGAAGUUCCACUCUGAGUUCAUGGCCAAAUACAACUAAGACGGAAGGUUAUACAACCUGUACGCGUUAUGAAGAUAUAGAGCUAUACCAUUUUCUUGUUCACAAAGCAAAGAAGAAUACCAUCUAGGAACGUGUUUAAUUUUUCAAUAGCCUAUUUGAUGCAGCUUUGAUUGUGCGUACAUACAUACCUUCUAUAUUCGAGUAACCCGGACCGAAGCA
Messenger RNA from Aspergillus sclerotioniger CBS 115572, 1800 nucleotides. RefSeq names its product putative alanine aminotransferase. The transcript has 3 exons. Gene Ontology annotation, molecular function: L-alanine:2-oxoglutarate transaminase activity; pyridoxal phosphate binding. Bases 1 to 1620 code for a protein of 539 amino acids. NCBI's taxonomy places the organism in Eukaryota, Fungi, Ascomycota, Eurotiomycetes, Eurotiales, Aspergillaceae. Gene Ontology annotation, biological process: biosynthetic process. The record is from RefSeq and is a predicted model, not a curated record.